UCUCGCUUCCACGCCAACGUACACCGCCGCGCGCAGCCCUUUGCUAGGUAGCAGUGAGCUGCUCCCUGAUCGAUCGAUCGAUCGAUCGAUGGGUGGUCACGGCGACCACCACCACCAGGAGGUCGGCGUGCUCGUCGACGAUGACGACGAGGAGCUCGAGCAGCAUCAGGCGAGGGUUUGCGGUGGCGCGACGAGCGGAGUGGUGGAGCAAGGAGCAGGGGAUGCCGGCGGUGGUCAGGAAGCCGCUGCGGGCAUGGUGUUCGAGGCGAGCAGUAGCGUGGGGAGCGUGAGCGCGACCAUGGCGCAGCCCCAGAUCCUCGGCUGGCCGACGCCGCCGCCCGCGCCGCCACAGCAGCAGCUCCACCACCACCACCACAACGUCGGCGGCGGCCAGGCCCCGUUCUUCCCGCUGCUGCCGCCGCUGCCCCCGCAGCCGUCCCCGCCGCCCCCGUUCCUCGCCGACUUCUACACGCGGCGCGCGCUCCAGUUCGCGUACGAUCACCACCACUCGGGCGGCGCGUCCACGUCGUCCGACCCGCUCGGCCUCGGCGGGCUCUACAUGGGCCACCACGGCGGCGCCGGGAUGAUGAUGCCGCCGCCCUUCGCGUCGUCCCCGUUCGGUGACUUCGGCCGGAUGACCGCGCAGGAGAUCAUGGACGCCAAGGCGCUGGCCGCGUCCAAGAGCCACAGCGAGGCCGAACGCCGCCGCCGCGAGCGCAUCAACGCGCACCUCGCGCGCCUCCGCAGCCUCCUGCCCAACACAACCAAGACGGACAAGGCGUCGUUGCUGGCGGAGGUGAUCCAGCACGUCAAGGAGCUGAAGCGGCAGACGUCGGAGAUCACGGAGGAGGCGUGCCCGCUCCCCACCGAGUCCGACGAGCUCACUGUCGACGCAUCCAGCGACGAGGACGGCCGCCUCGUAGUGCGCGCCUCGCUUUGCUGCGACGACCGCGCCGACCUCCUGCCGGACCUCAUCCGCGCGCUCAAGGCGCUCCGCCUGCGGGCGCUCAAGGCCGAGAUCACCACCCUCGGCGGCCGCGUCAAGAACGUGCUCGUCAUCACCGGGGACGGCACCGCCGCCGGGUGCGAGGGGACGGUGGACGACGACCAGCAGGAGGAGGCAGCAGCGCCCAUGUCGCCGCAGCACACGGUCGCGUCCAUCCAGGAGGCCCUGCGCGCCGUCAUGGAGCGCACGGCGUCGGCGGCCGCCGAGGAGCCGGGAGCGGCGCCGUCAGGCGCAGGCGCCGCUGGGCUCAAGCGGCAGCGCACGACGAGCCUCUCGGCGAUCCUAGAGAACAGGUCCAUCUAAAAGCUAACUACAUCGUCCGCCACUUGAUCGAUGAGAUGUGCAGAACGAAACGAAACGACAGUAGAAACAAACACCACAAUCUCUCAUAGUUGAUCAUUAUACCAUGCAGCUAGCUAGCUACUUAUGCAUGUUUGCCAAGUACGACUAUUUUUUUAGUUUCUUUUCAUUAUUUAUAGUCUUCUUUCUCUGUGUGUAUUGAUCUCAAUCGGUAGUGUGUUUCAGCUGCAUGGCAUAUCCUCAGCAAUCAAUACAAGGAUUUUUUCUUCUU
This is a messenger RNA of Panicum hallii, 1577 nucleotides long. Its product is annotated as transcription factor bHLH30-like. NCBI's taxonomy places the organism in Eukaryota, Viridiplantae, Streptophyta, Magnoliopsida, Poales, Poaceae. The transcript is spliced from 2 exons. Gene Ontology annotation, molecular function: DNA-binding transcription factor activity; protein dimerization activity. Gene Ontology annotation, biological process: regulation of DNA-templated transcription. The record is from RefSeq and is a predicted model, not a curated record. Bases 89 to 1309 code for a protein of 406 amino acids.